GGAGGUGCAACGCACAGCGAAAACAAAGAAAGUUGGCGCCAACUAUAAAUAACCAACGACUGGGAUCCCGUAUCAACCGCUUUCCCGAUUAGUUUCUUUUUCUUUUCUCUUCACAUUUCUAUUUCGAUCAAUUCUCCAUCUGUUGUUCUUCUUCUUCAAUUGGAUUUCCAGAAGAAAUCAUCACAUUUUUAGCACAUAAAUAUGAGAGAAAUCGUUAGCAUACACAUUGGUCAAGCAGGGAUUCAGGUCGGCAAUGCAUGCUGGGAGCUUUAUUGUCUCGAACACGGAAUUCAAAACGAUGGAUUCCUGCAAGGUGAGAACAGUGGAGGAGGCUCUUCAGACGAUUCAUUCAGCACCUUCUUCAGUGAAACCAGCUCUGGAAAACAUGUCCCCAGAGCUGUAUUCGUUGAUCUAGAACCCACUGUCAUUGAUGAAGUCAGAAAUGGAAGCUACAGACAACUCUUCCAUCCUGAACAACUCAUAUCUGGCAAAGAAGAUGCAGCUAAUAACUUCGCCAGAGGACAUUACACAGUGGGAAAAGAAAUCGUUGACACAUGUCUUGAUCGAGUGAGAAAAUUAGCUGAAAACUGUACUGGGUUACAAGGAUUCAUGGUUUUCAAUGCUGUUGGAGGUGGCACUGGUUCAGGCCUUGGAUCUUUGCUUCUAGAACGUUUAUCAGUAGAAUAUGGGAAAAAACCUAAACUUGGUUUCAGUAUCUUUCCUUCUCCACAGGUGUCAACUGCAGUUGUUGAGCCUUUUAACAGUGUGUUAUCAACUCAUUCCCUUCUAGAACACACAGAUGUGGUUGUACUCUUAGACAAUGAAGCCAUAUAUGACAUAUGCAAGAGGGCUUUAGACAUUGAAAGACCAAGUUACAGAAACUUAAACCGUUUAAUCUCUCAAGUCAUCUCCUCUUUAACCACUUCUUUAAGGUUUGAUGGAGCCAUUAAUGUUGACAUCACCGAAUUCCAAACCAACCUUGUCCCAUACCCUCGUAUCCAUUUCAUGCUUUCCUCUUAUGCCCCUGUCAUCUCCACUGCAAGAGCCUUCCAUGAACAAAGCUCUGUUUCUGAGAUCACCAAUGCUGUGUUUGAGCCUGCAAGUAUGAUGGCUAAAUGUGAUCCAAGACAUGGGAAAUACAUGGCUUGUUGUUUGAUGUAUCGUGGAGAUGUUCUUCCAAAAGAUGUGAAUACUUCUGUUGGAUCCAUGAAGACUAAACGAACUGUUCAGUUUGUUGAUUGGUGUCCGACUGGUUUCAAAUGUGGGAUAAGCUACCAGCCACCUACGGUGGUGCCUGGAGGGAAUCUUGCUAAAACUAGACGUGCAGUGUGUAUGAUAAGUAACAACACAGCUGUUUCUGAGGUGUUUAAUAGGAUUGACCAUAAGUUUGACCUGAUGUUUGCAAAAAGAGCUUUUGUGCAUUGGUAUGUUGGAGAAGGAAUGGAAGAAGGUGAGUUUUCUGAAGCACGUGAAGAUCUUGCUGCUCUUGAGAAAGAUUAUGAGGAAGUUGGUCAAGAUGCUGAGGAAGAUCAGGGAGAAGGAGAAGAAGAAGAAUAAGAGGUAUGU
Molecule: messenger RNA, 1566 nt
Organism: Lactuca saligna
Lineage: Eukaryota; Viridiplantae; Streptophyta; Magnoliopsida; Asterales; Asteraceae
Source: the annotation of a GenBank genome assembly